CCGCUCAGAAAAGCUGCAAUCGGUUGACGACUCCGUCACGUCGAUUGAGAUAGAGAGAUCCCGACACGGGUCGUCACAUAAACUUCUCUGAAUCAUUCCUUCUUGAUACCUCCCGGAAGGCCAAAUUGAUACACUCCAACGAAAAUGAAAAUCACUACCAUGCUCUCUGCUGCUCUUCUUUCAUCUGCUUCGGCAUUCGCUCCUAAAGCUGGUACCCGUGCCUUUUCUCGUGCCACUUCAGUUUUGAUGGCCAACCCUAAGGUUUUCUUUGACAUGGAAGUUGGCGGAGAAGAUAUUGGACGAAUCACCUUCGAAUUGCGCGAAGAUGUCGCUCCCAAGACUGUUGAAAAUUUCCGUGCUUUGUGCACUGGAGAAAAGGGAUUUGGUUACGAAGGGUCUACUUUCCACCGAGUUAUUCCUGGCUUUAUGUGCCAAGGAGGCGAUUUCACCAAUUUUAAUGGAACCGGAGGAAAAUGUACGUGCAUUGAUGGUUUUGAAAAGAGGUAACGCAGUAUUUAAAUUUGCAGAAAUUCUUUUUUUCUGUUUGAGAAGGUAUCUAAUCAUCUUUGUUGCUGUGCCACAUUUUAAACCCUCUUUUUUCUGUGUCAAAUAUUGUCUUCCAGCCAUCUAUGGUGAAAAGUUCGAGGGUGAGUUUGCAAAUCGAGUGCUCUUUUCUCUUCUAUCUUUCUUGAUUUCGAGGUGUGGAUCUUAUCUUACGCUUUUCUUUCCUUUGUUUUGUCAUAGAUGAAAACUUCGAUUUGCCUCACGUGGGAAAAGGUAUUCUGUAUGUGUAACUAUUGAAAUUGGCUGAGUCCUUGCAUCGUAUUCUUUUCCUGGUUCAAUAAAUACGCAAGAUUCCAAUUUUCUCACUUAUUUCACCUGGAUUUACCCCACGUCAAUGAUUAGUUCCAUGGCCAACGCAGGUCCUAAUACGAACGGAUCGCAGUUCUUCAUCUGCACUGUCGACACUCCUUGGCUGGGUACGUAAGCUCUCUGUUUUGAAAAUAAUUUAGAGGAACGAAGCGAGAGAGAUCCAUACCGAAAACUUUAUUCCUUGCUUUCAUAACUUAUUGAUUCUAUUCUUUGUUUCUCUCCGUCGUGUACUCCUCUUCCAUUUGAAAAAAGACGGAAAACACGUUGGUACGUACAAUACAACAUAACAAAAUAUUUGAUAAGUGUACAAAAAGCAAGAUUGGACACAUGUGAUAGAUAAAUUGAGUUCCUUAUCAUUGUUCUUUUCUCUCUUCUCUCUUUUCCGUAACCCGAAAGUCUUCGGCCAGGUUGUUGGUAAGCUGAAUUUCUUCAACUACUUGAAUCGCAGUGCAUGAAAUCAUUUGCGAACCUUCUUUCUAACUUCUUUUUUCCUUAAAUUUAACCCCAUAGAUGGACUUGAUGUUGUGGACAAAAUCGAAGCCGUUGGUUCCCAAUCCGGUCAGACCGCCCAAAAAGUGGUUGUCAAGGCAAGUGGAGAGCUCGAGUAAUUGAGUUCAUCAGCCCACAUGUACUAAGCGGCUCCUAAUAGUCUUCUGAUUGACAUUUUGAAGAAUUUUCCCAUGAAAGAAAAAACUGGUUGAAAAUUAGAAUGGAGCAAUAAAAAAUUAUAAAACUAAUUUUCUUCUUGGCGGGACAAACAUGUUUUUGUGUCGAUUAUUUUAUUCUGCUUUCACACGUAUCUGCUGAAAGAAUCCAAGUGUACGGUAUGAGGAUUGUUUUAGGAUGCUGUAGCUGACUAUCAUCUUGGUAAAAGAUACGACUUACAGAAUGCGAUCUUUUCGUACAUCUAGUAUCAAAAACUACCAGUGAACCGUAUUCAAAUCUUGGAAAUAACUUCUGCAUAAUCUGUUCUAUUAAAUUACGAAAACAAAAAGAAAUAUAAAAUUAUCAAAAAUCCUCUGUGUCAAAGAUAGGUCCCAAAACGUCUGACAGCGGGUAAAAGACCCGCUCUUCCUUCGACGCCUUUCAUACUACAAUGACCAGAGGACGGAAAAAUCGAUAUGGAAUGAAUCAGCGCCAUCAGCGACGGGCUUGCUUUGAAAGGUUCAACCAUCAUUUGUACAUUGAGCCGAAUCCACAGAAGAUGUUCGAGGUAAGUAACGUGUAUGAUCUACAAUCACUUUCGAUGACACAGGAGAUGGGUUCUCGAAAGCCACACCCGACGAGUUCGAGGAUUUCUCUAACGCGUCCGAGAUUGAUUGCUCAGGUAUAGGAUCUGAUUGAGUAGAGGAGACGGUAUUACCCCCAUGAAAGUCCAAAGAAACACAACUUUCGAGUUUGGUUGGCGGUGGGAUAGGUUUGUAUAAUCCAAUGCUCUGUGAUGGAGUGAGCGUAGGUAACAUUGGCGUCACAGGAGAGAGGGCGCCUUUUGGCUUGAUGUGAUCGUUCGUCGUAGUAUUCACUCCGGACAAAGAGUACGUAGCCUUUAGACAAACCCAGUCCUUGACGAUAAGCUUGGCAAGUUCCUUACCGUCACGGCGACUGUCCCUGAAGUAUGAACUGAAGCUCUUUUUCAAAAUUUGAAUAAUAUCAUUUUCUCUCGGAGUUCGUUCAUUGAAUGGGCGCAGGAGCAACAUCCGGAAAGAAAAAAAGUAAGGACGUAAAGUCCUUUCGUCAGCUGAGGAAGUGAGUGGUCCUUCCGGUACGAAUGCAGUGGAGGCUGGCAUAUUAUCAUAUAAGAAGGAUGCUAGGUCGCGGUCUUCUGUGGUCAUAUCAUUAUCGUAUGACACCGUUCUUGCAGACUUCUGCGUUGGAUUAGUUUGCAUGUAAUUGAUUGUUUGCAAUCCUUUCUUUUGUGACACUCCAUUCGAGCUGUGAUCUAUGCACACCAUGGAAAUUUGCGCAGAGUCUUUCUUGUUUGGGACUUCGCAUGAUGGCUUGGUCUCGUAUUUGAUCGACUUGACGAUCGUUUCAUUGACAGGUUGAGUUUUUUCGCGAGCCGAAUUUGAAAAAAUACUUGAUUCAUUUUCUGGGAUCGGUACCAUGCGAUUCUGUGACGAUUUAGUCGGAGCGUUCGAACCGAGAACCAAUUUCCAUUUUGGCUCUAAUGAAUAGUUUGUGAGCUCAGCUGUUAUUUCACGACAGAGAGAGGCAUCUUCAGGUACAUUCUCGCAGCUAUAAAUUAGUACAACAAUUCUUCCCACCAUGGGCGUAUUCAACGGAAUAGCAAGAGCAGUUUUUAUCCCAUACAGUUCAGCCCCUUCCACUCGACCAAAACUGUUCGAAUCUUUUUGGUGAACCUCGCACUCCCACGAUGCAACACCAGUAGAGUACACACGGCCCGGUAAUCCUUUCCCUGGUUCAAACGAGAAAUAUGAACUGAAUACUCCAAACUCGUUCAGCAUAUGAGCUAGAUCAGCAUUGACAUCUCGUCGAGAAGUGUGUCCAGCAUGAUACAGUUGAAGCUGAUCAACAUCAACCGACUUCGAAUGUCCAGCAGUAUCACCUGAUGAAAAGCUUGGAACCCAUAAGUCCACGUGAUGGAAAGGGAAAUUCUUCUUUUCUAUGUACGUGACUAUGGCACCCAAAAGCGAACUGCAGAAAUUAGAAGCGGGAGCAGAAGAUAUAGAUGUAUUGCUCUCUAUCGACACAUUCUUUUCUUUGACAUUGUCGUCUGCUGUCUCUGACGAAAGCACAUCCAACAAUUGUUCGAAAUCUUCACUAAAGGUUCUAUUGCGUCCGUUCUUGAGCCCAACCGACGAUAUACUUAUAUCAGUACUGAAAGCCCUUUGUCGUGAAGUAAGGACCCUUGCGUCAUCGAGGCUACUAUUUAGCACUUCGUCAUCACCCGGGGAUAUUGUCCGUGAUUUCUGAUCAUUUGAAACAAUGGAGACAUGAGAAAUUGAAGAAUUGGUGCCAAGAUCAUUUGUUGUUGGUUGGCUUUUUGAGUGGUCUACUUUCAUGAAGUCAAACAUAGUGUUUUUCGUGGCAUAGGUAAGGGUUGGAUUUUCGAAUUGAGAACUCAGACCCAUUUUUCGACGACGCAGUCUCCGGACAACCUCCUCCGCCUUCGUUGCUCUCUUCUCCAGUUCUUGUAGACUCGCAUUCCAUGCCUUUUCCUGUACAUGAGAGUAACCAAUUUGUAGGCACACGUUAUAAAAAUGCGUUCUCCAUUGUUUUGUCAGGUUCAGUUUGAGGGUGAGACGAGUGGAGUCUGAAGAUAUCGAUGACAAAAAAUUUUCUUGAAGAAAUGACAGUUGCUCACGAUCUCUUGUGCUAAACUGCGUGGAAGGAUUUCCUAACACAAAAGUUCUAGUGCUCAGUUUCGCGUUCUUCAUCUUUUUAGUCAGACGGCUUGACUUACAAAGCAAAACAUCGCCUAGGAAUUCAUUGAGCUUGAUUCCAUGGGGAAGCGGCAAUAAGCCUUGGUCAAAUGUAGAUACGAGAAAGUCGACAAGAGCGCUCUCUUCUUUUGUCCAACGUCCUGUGCGCUGCUGACCUCUAGACAGACCACUGCAUGAAAUAGAAGAUUUUCCGUUUGAUAAAAGAAGAUAAGGGCUUUCAGCUUCAAUCUCUAUAUCUUCAUCGCGAGCAUGUUUUCUACUUUGUUGUUUCGGUUGUGAACUAUAACGACUUGCGUUCGUCCCUUGCGAUGAGAUUUCGUUCUUUUUCAGCGCUAUAGCACGUUCCACGUCGUUGAAACAAAGUGGUUCGAUGAAAAUUCCAUUCACAGUACCAGAACAUAUGAAGCAUCGAGAGUGUGUCGCAUCGUUGGCAGUAGGAAGGAUUGACACGCCAUGCUGUUUUGUGCCGUCAUUCGUGUCCAUAAUCAGGCUCAAGGGAAGACAUCGCUAUGAUUUUUUGAAAAAUACGUUAGACGAGAGGGAUAACAACCAAAGCAGGUACAAAAAUUCCAGGUUAGAAAAAAUCGAAGGAGAACAAAUAAUUCUGAAAUACUUAA
This is a messenger RNA of Pseudo-nitzschia multistriata, 4894 nucleotides long. The record is from the annotation of a GenBank genome assembly. Lineage: Eukaryota; Bacillariophyta; Bacillariophyceae; Bacillariales; Bacillariaceae.